ACGAGCAGCGCCUGGCGCGGCCGCGGGCUGCCUCGCGUGCUGAGGACUGCAGCGGUGGUCGCAGCGGACCGCAGUCGAGAGCAGGCGUGCGCGCAGCGGUCGCAGCGGCGGGCCACGCGGCCAUCGUGGGCUGCCCAGCACCGGCGCCGCCGGGCGGACGCGACGAUGACCGUCGACGUCCCCACGCAAUUAAGGGAGCUCGCCGAGGUCGGUUCACUAAGUUUCCAGCGAAGCGCGGACAGUCCCGUGCGGACGGAGUUUCCCAAGCUCGCCGCGCGGCUACUCGCGAAAAGAGAAGCCCACGACGCCGCGAUCCAGAGCUUUGCGGAAAAGUUGACGUUGAUUUCCGACGGUAUUGAAAUAGACGUGAAGACGGCGAGCGAUGGCGUCGUCGACGCGCUGGAAGCGGUUGAUCAACAGACUGCUGCGAUCUUCGAGGAGCUCAACCGAGAUGAGUUACUAGUGACGAAGGACGCUUCUUACUUAACAGAGACCUGGGAGGCCAUCGAGGGGACGCUCAAGGAUCGGCAUGCCGUCAUCCGAGACUUCGGGGCGCGCCUCGAGGGCCUUGAGCAGCAGAGAGCAAAGACGGCUGGUGGAGAACUGCGGAAUUUGGUCGAUACGCUGCUCAGGAUCGCCUUCAAGUCUCCCGGAGAAAUCGAACGAGUAGUGGAGGGCGACGCCUUUGAGCUCAAUGCGGUGAUCAUCGCGAAUCGCAAGUCGCACGCGGAAUUACUCGCGUUACUAGAGAAGAAGGAUGUGGGUGUGGGUCUCGACGCCAUCGAGAAGUGGAGAUUGAGGAGAGAAGCCUGGCGCCAGCUGCGCCACGAUAGAGCAGUUAAAGAAUUUUGGGAGGACCUCGAGUCGCAACAAUUCGUGAACCCUCCGGAAAGGAGUAAGAGGUUCGAGAAGAUCCGAGCCGAUCAGUUAUCGAGUGAUGAGCAACGUAGGAAGCUGAUUCGUGAAGUGGAGGCGAUGACCCUGCCGCAGUCGGCCAAAGCUUCCGAGGCGAAAACAAAAUUUAAAGAAAUUCAUGCGAAGGAGGCCAACACGAUCGUCAAGCAUGAAAAAGCUUUAGAUAAGCUUGUGAUCAAGUCUCAUGAGGCCGCCUUGUUGCGACGGGAAGAUCUUAGACGAGAAUUACAUAGAUAUGGGGCACUCGCGGAGGAGCCUGAGUUACAUGAGUUCGCCGAUGCUGUUGAGAGUAUCGCGUUGGAUCCGGAGCGGGAGGACUUCUUCCGGAGUGCUGGUGGGUUGAAACCUGAACUGAGGCAGUUGAUCUCGGAAUGUCGUCAUGAGGACAUCGUCUACGCUAGAGUACUAGACGAGGCCAAACGACGUUUACAAGUUGUGAGAUGUGGUAGGGACCUCCAUACGACGCUAGAGAAGCAGGGCAAGGGUUCGUUCCGAGACGCGCUCAAGGACACGUGUGAGAGGCUCAGAAAAGGCGGGCGGCCCGAGGUGCCUCCCCUACUCCCGAUCCUGGAGCAGCAGGUCGACCAGUUGCGAGCGGUCGAAGGUUUGGACGACUUACUCGUCUCGGAAUUGAGUCGCGUGUCGGAGGACGUCCGCCAACUCAUCGACGACAUCGCUGAUCAAAAUGGUGAAAUGAAUGAGCGCAAGAGCAUGGCCACGUCUCGCAAGAGUUCGAAGCGAGGCGCUACUACGGCCUACACUGGUUAUGAAGGUCCCGCGAUUGAUAUGGUCGCCGUGCGGUCUGCUCAAAAACGAGUAGCCAUGAUGAUGUGCGUGUGCGAGCUGGAGGAGGAACAUAUUUCUUUAUUAGGAGAAGUGCAGGACGCCUUAGAACAAAAAACGGUGUGCAAUGUUGCCAUCGACGAGGUCUGUACAAAUGAAUGCGAAGAAGUGAUCGCCAAGCGCCACGAGGAGCACCUGGACCUGGCGAAGGAAGUCACACAGUACCUCGAGAAACAGUCUUCAUCAUUGUGCAAGGACGCCUGCCAGACGUGCGACUUCUACGAGCGCGUCGGUAAGGCCGUCGAGGCUAACCACAAAAACAUAAGUGACAUGGACGAGGCCAUGGAGGACGACUUGUUUGAUAUCAAGGAAGAUCAGCGCGUGAGGAACGAGGACACGGAAGAAGAAUUGAGGCAGGCGUGCCACGACACGAGGCACGCGGCCGAUGCCGAUGCUUUGGAAAUUGCAUUUGCGAACGUGAUCAAGCUGUUGACGGUCGUCGAAGACCAGUACCGGGACUACCAGCUGACGGCGCGUACUAAGGCCGAGGAGCACCCCGUCAACGAUAGUAAUGAAGCAUUGAGGUUUGAUGGGGUCGUACGUGCGUUGUUCGGGCUCGACGGGGAAGAAGGCUCAGAUACGUAUGUCGUUGGCGAUGGUGCUCCUAGAACCGUGCGGCUUUCACUGCCAGACUUAGUUAAGAGUGUAUUAGCGUACGAGGAGCCCAAGGCCGAAGAGGAACCUCCUAAGGUCGCCAUCGAAGGGGACGACGAGGAGGACGAGGACGAGGAGGAAGAAGCCGAGGAGGUGAACUGGUACGCCGAGGGCUUUGUCGAGUUGAGUGAGGAGGAGCGGAGGGAGCUGAAGGGGCGCACGCUCGAGAAGUACCUCGAUGCUCGGGACGACGCCUUUACGCCGCUGGAUGCCGCUACUAAGGCAACACUGUCCGAGGAGGACCUGGAGAUCUACGAAGCCCUUGUGGAAGAAGUGGAACAACAUCGGGCGGCGCGGGCAUCCAUCAGAGAACAAGGUGAUGUCAGUGACACGCCGGUGGAUGGGAACCAAGAGGUCUGCGUUUGCGAUGUGACGCUGCCGGAGUCGAGGUUGGUUGAAUUAUUAGAUAAGUUAAGGGCCUCCGUCGUGAUGGAUAUGGAGUCAAGGGCAGCAGCUAGGAAGGUCAAAAUACAAACGUUGACGGACGAGCGUCUCACGUCCUACACCGAGGAGCUCGAGGAAAGACUGAGGACGCACUGGCCCCGGAAAGGGCGGUCCGAAGUGUCCUUUCGGCAACCGAGAGAAGGUGAGUUGAUAGCUCAUCGACAGCGAAAAGAGCGACAUUUACGAGUUGUACUACAGCGCGACCGCCUGCAUAGCAAGGACUUCCUCAACGCUCUCUCGUCAUCCUAUGAGAAGGUCGAGACCUUCAAGACCGACCUACAAGCAUUAGAAGAUUUGUUGCCGAAGCAGCAGUCACUCGCGACGCUGCAAGGCGUCGAGUCGAAAUGUAAAAAGCUAGCCGCAGCUUUUCAUAUUGAAUGUUUGGCCGAGGUUGAUGGUUUAGGGAGGUACACGGUCACGGAGCCCACGAAACUGUUUCAAUUGAACGAGGUGCUGCUGAAGGCGACGCGGCUCUUCGAGGACGGCGGCGAUUUCAGCGACGUCGAGAAGGAGGAGCUGCGAGGUAAAUUGGAGCAGGUCGCGUUGCGGGUUCAAAGUUCUGUUGAACAGCGCAAGGAGAAGGUCGAUACACUGAGGGAGUCGCAAGCGCAAGCGUUGCAGGGUCUGGCGUCGUUCAACGCUACUGCCGAAACUUGUUUAGAUGAAUUAUCCUUGAUGUACGGCCUGGGCAUGAAGUACGGCGCGCCCCGGAGGAACGCGCAAGAAAAGAUCCGGUCGAAUCAAACGCUCGACGAACGGGAGGCGGCCCAUUUUGAUGAACUACUUGAAGCUUUGGCUGUGACUUGCGACGAGGUCAAGCACCCCGAGGACGAGGACGAAUCUACACCGCGUUCCAAAAAAUUAUUAGCGUUGUUAGCUGCUAUUAGAAAGCACGCUCGUAACAGGGCGCUCUACCUCAACUUCCUGCCCAAGCCCGACAAGGUGCCUGUUAUCGAUCAGAUGGCGCAGACGUCCAUUCCGGAACCUGAGGAGGAGGAGCCUGCUGCUGCCGAGGACGAGGAGCCUCCAGUCAAAGAGGUCGAUCCUGAUGAUGCCAUCGAGUUGGACGAGGCCACGGCAUUGCUAGUAGCGGACAGGGAGGAGCGAGAAGGCAAUUUAGCACAACUUGUUGAUGAUGUGGAAGAGGCCUGCAAGCAGGAGACCAAGGACCUCUACACUUCAGAAGGCAAGGCCGACCGUUUGGGGGAGGACGGCGUGCCCGAUUCGCUGCGGACGUGGCUCGCGGAAUCGCGAAGGAAGGUGCUGGGCGAGGGUGGCUAUAGGGAGAAGGCAGCGCGGCGGCUACGGGCCCAGGUCCAGCUUAUGGAGGGGUUGAUCGCGAAGACGCCCGAGCUCCCGCUUCAGGACCCCGACGCGCUGGGCGCGCCGGCGGCGAUCAUUGCGGACGUCGUGAACCGAUGCAAGGCCGAGGCCGAUGCCAGACGAGCGGCGACGGCCCAGCGCUUCGGCGAGGCCAUGCGCGCCUGGAUUAAGAAGCGCGACGCCCACCGGUCGGCUUUAAGGCCGCAGCUCGGCUCGCCCGAUGCAAGGGAGGAGCUCACGCAACUCUGCGAGGCGGAAUCCGUGCGGCGGGAGGAGGUCAAAGAGGCCGUGAAAGAAGCGCGAGCAACGGUCGUCAAGGACGCCGCGGUCGUGGCGCGGCGCUUCCUCGGCCGCAUGGCGUCGAGCAGUGCGGAGUGCUUCGGCACGCUCGACGGCCUCACGUACAACGACGACCUCGGCUGGCUGCCCGGCGACGAGAACCUUUUCGUGAAGCGCAAGUCUCUCAAAAGGUUGCGGAAGAUGCGGCGGAAGGCCGGGCCCGACGCCGAGGGCGAGAUCUUGCGGGAGACGGGCUUGUCCUACGGCGAAGGGCGGGGUCGCCGGUUCCCGUCGCGGACGUGGCCGGGCGUCGACGCGAAGGCCUUUGCGAAGGUCGAGGAGCCUGAGCCGGCGGAGGAGCCCGCUGCGGAGGAGGAGGAUGCCGGGGAGACGCCGGCGGAGGAUGCUCCCGCGGAGGAGGAGGAACUGGAGGGCCCGUGGGCCGGCGUCGUCGCGUCGAUGGGCGAGGCGCGCGACGCGCUCGUGACGACGGCGCACCGGCAGCUCGUGCGCGCGCGCGACGCGGCCGUCGCCGAUUAUUUGAAAUACUACGAGUCGAGCAACGCGGACAUGCUCGCGCACUACGACGCGCUCGUCGCCGAGGAGGAGUCCUGGCACGGGACCUGGGAGGGGCUCGUGAAGAGUUUGCUGGUUAAGAGUUCUUGA
Pelagomonas calceolata is the source of this 5124-nucleotide messenger RNA. The record is from the annotation of a GenBank genome assembly. NCBI's taxonomy places the organism in Eukaryota, Pelagophyceae, Pelagomonadales, Pelagomonadaceae.